AGUCUCCGCUCUUUGACUGUGAAUCCUAGCUAGGUCGCGGUCGCCCAUAGUGAAAGCAUGUCAAUGCCUUUCAACGUGACCUGCAUCCGCCAUACCGUGUUGGCUCAGCUGCACGACAACAUUCUCUUCCUCCGCGCGUAAGUGCGCUCUACAGCUCACGCACGAACGCGCACACACACACCGCGCGAGCCGACGGUGUCCGCGACCGAAGGAAACGUCACUGUAGUCGAGCAGCUACCUGGAGCCGAGCUAAAGGACGGAGGCUUUAUAGCUGCAUUCACACCACAGACGUUUCUGUCAGACGCGCGAGCGAUGGCGGAGGACAUGAAGGACAAGCUGCAGCGGUACCGCACAGCACCUUUCGACGCCCGCUUCCCGAACCAGAACCAGACGAGGAACUGCUGGCAGAAUUAUCUAGAUUUUUACAGAUGCCAAAAAUCCCUGGAGGCCAAAGGAAUGGAUGUGGAACCAUGUGACUGGUACAAGAAAGUAUACAAAUCACUGUGCCCCAUUUCAUGGAUCGAGAAAUGGGACACACAGCGAGAGGAUGGGACAUUCCCGGGGAAGAUCUGAGGAUCUCGCCACCAAAGAGCGAUAUCACCAUUGUUAUCGCUGCCGCAAAAACCUCAAGAUGUUUGUGUCUGUAGCAUGAUUUGGUAUCCUGCUGAGUCAGACCUUAACUCCCAUUGAUGCAACUGUGGAUCGGCAGACUGGGAUGGAUCUUUGUCAUUCCUAUUUAAAGUGAAAGCAUUGUACCACAGCUUCUCUAUUAAAUAUCUCAGGCAUUUUAUUGAAA
Messenger RNA from Electrophorus electricus (electric eel), 796 nucleotides. RefSeq names its product cytochrome c oxidase subunit 6B1 (gene cox6b1). The record is from RefSeq and is a predicted model, not a curated record. Lineage: Eukaryota; Metazoa; Chordata; Actinopteri; Gymnotiformes; Gymnotidae. Gene Ontology annotation, cellular component: mitochondrion; respiratory chain complex IV.